Messenger RNA from Glycine soja, 2667 nucleotides. RefSeq names its product cellulose synthase-like protein H1. The record is from RefSeq and is a predicted model, not a curated record. Bases 216 to 2456 code for a protein of 746 amino acids. Gene Ontology annotation, cellular component: trans-Golgi network; plasma membrane. The transcript has 9 exons. Gene Ontology annotation, biological process: plant-type primary cell wall biogenesis; cellulose biosynthetic process. Gene Ontology annotation, molecular function: cellulose synthase (UDP-forming) activity; mannan synthase activity. Lineage: Eukaryota; Viridiplantae; Streptophyta; Magnoliopsida; Fabales; Fabaceae.
UGUCCAAAUUCACUCUUUUAUACACUGGUACUACAAGAUAUGAUAAGGGACUGUGAUUAGGCAGGUUAUGAUGAUAAGGGAUUGAAAGAAAUUAUUUUCCAAUAUUUUAUGUUUUGUUACCUUUGUACUUUCAACCAGUCUAAUCUAGUUCAGAUCCUCUCAACGCCACAUUCUGCAUACAUACCAAACCUUUCUAGUCUCUUAAAAUUUGCUCAAUGGCCAACCAAGGGCAUGUUCUCCCUCUCUCUGAAAAAAUUUGGUUCAAGCGCACAUUUCAAAGAGUAAUAGACACCUUGAUUUUAGUCCUUCUCCUCUUGAAUCUCAGUUAUCGUGUUUUCUCAUCCAAUAAUUUCACUUUCCCAUGGUUCCUUGCUUUCAUAUGCGAAUCCUGGUUCACCUUCAUUUGGAUUGUGAUUCUUAACACCAAGUGGAGUCCUGCAGUAACCAUAACCCACCCAAAUCGUCUCCUUCAACGGGUACCUGAGCUUCCACCUGUAGACAUGUUUGUGACAACAGCAGAUCCUGUACUUGAGCCACCCAUCAUCACAAUCAAUACUGUGUUGUCUCUGUUGGCACUUGAUUAUCCAGCUAACAAGUUAGCUUGCUAUGUUUCUGAUGAUGGCUGUUCCCCACUUACUUUCUAUGCCCUUGUAGAAGCCUCUAAAUUCGCCAAGUUUUGGGUACCUUUCUGUAAGAAGUACAACGUGCAGGUCAGAGCACCCUUCAGAUACUUUUCUAAUGUUGCCAUUAGCAAAAGUGAAGAGUCCCUUGAAUUCAAACAAGAAUGGUUACAAAUGAAGGAUAUGUAUCACAAUCUUAGCCAAAAUCUUGAAGAGGUGACAAGCAAAACAAUUCCAUUCCAACUUGAUGGAGAAUAUGCAGUUUUCUCAAAUACAGAGCAAAGAAAUCAUCCAACCAUAAUUAAGGUUAUAUUUGAGAACAUGGAUGGCCUUUCUGAUCAGUUGCCUCACCUAAUAUACAUAUCAAGAGAGAAGAGGCCACAGUAUCCACAUAAUUACAAAGCCGGAGCUAUGAAUGUGUUGACCAGGGUGUCUGGGUUGAUGACUAAUGCUCCCUUUAUGUUGAACGUGGACUGUGACAUGUUUGUGAACAAUCCCAAGAUUGUUCAACACGCUAUGUGCAUUUUGAUGGAUUCAAAAAGUGGAAAAGAAGUUGCUUUCGUUCAAUGUUUCCAACAAUUCUAUGACGGAAUAAAAGAUGACCCUUUCGGAAAUCAGUGGGUGGCUGUAUUUGAGUACAUAGUGCGGGGCAUGGCAGGACUUCAAGGGCCUUUCUAUUGCGGAACAAACACCUUCCAUAGAAGAAAAGCUAUUUAUGGUGUUUAUCCUGAUGAAACUGGAAGCAGGAGAAAUGGAAAAUUAGAAGAAAAGAUAUUGAUACAACAAUUUGGAAGUUUAGAGGAGUUUGUCAAAUCAGCAGCUCAUGCUAUGGAAGGGAGUGCAUAUUCUGCAAAUGAUAUUACUCCUUCCAGCUUUAUUGAGGCAGCAAUCCAAGUCGCUGAUUGUGGAUAUGAAGAUGGCACUUGGUGGGGUAAACAGAUGGGGUGGUUGUAUGGAUCACUCACAGAAGAUGUGCUAACUGGGUUGAGUAUGAAAAGAAGAGGUUGGAGAUCAGAGUGUUGUACACCAGAUCCAAUUGCCUUCACAGGAUGCGCUCCCGGAGGAUUACUCUCUACAAUGUUACAACAAAAGAGAUGGUUCACUGGCCACACUGUAAUCUUUUUUGGAAAGCAUUCUCCUCUUAUGUGCAUGCUCUUUGGUAAAAUCCAGUUCAGAGCAGGCUUGUCUUAUUUCUGGGUUUCCACUUUGAGCUUAAGAGGUGUGUUCCUAGUUUGCUACAUUGCUCUACUUGCGUAUUGCAUGAUUACCAACACCAAUAUCUUUCCCAAGGGACUUGGCCUUUGGAUUCCAAUUACCCUUUUUGUGAUUUAUAACGUAUAUACUCUAUUAGAGUACGUUAAAAUUGGAUUGUCAAUGCGACAAUGGUGGAACAAUCAGAGAAUGUGCAUAGUUAGAACAACGACUGCAUCGUUUCUUGGAUUUUUGAAUGGCAUGGUUCAGCUAUCAGGGUUAUCGGACAUUGCUUUUGACAUAACGGAGAAGGAAUACCCAACUUCUAGUGCUGAUGAAAACAGUACAGAUGCUGGAAGGUUCACAUUCAACGAAUCUCCAGUUUUUGUUAUAGGCACGACCAUUUUGCUGGUUUAUUUGACAGCAAUAUUGAUCAAGUUUUGGGGGUUGCAACCAACUCAUAGUGGGAAUGGGAGUGGACUAGGGGAGUUCAUCUGUAGUACGUAUGUGGUAGUGUGCUUCUGGCCAUAUUUGAAAGGGCUGUUUGCCAGAGGCAAUUACGGGAUUCCCCUAUCCAUCAUGUGCAAAUCCGCUGUCUUUGCUUUUGUCUUUGUUCACUUUUGCAGAAGUAAUGGUCUCAGUUGAUGACUUGACUUUUGCAGAAGAAUAGGAUAAAAGCAGUAAACAGUGCUUUUUAUAUUUUGUAUUAUUUUAAUGAGUUGUUAGGAAAUUAUGCCUCUAUGAAGCGUGCACUUUCAUAAUGGAAGACUCUAGGCCUCACCAUGAUUGACACGAGGUUUCUUUAAAUAAGCACAAAAAGUAUUGAAAUGGUAUAAAAAUAGGUUUUUUUACUCAA